Messenger RNA from Sphaeramia orbicularis (orbiculate cardinalfish), 2480 nucleotides. Its product is annotated as cAMP-dependent protein kinase type I-alpha regulatory subunit-like. Gene Ontology annotation, biological process: negative regulation of cAMP-dependent protein kinase activity. The record is from RefSeq and is a predicted model, not a curated record. Gene Ontology annotation, cellular component: cAMP-dependent protein kinase complex; cytosol. Bases 195 to 1328 code for a protein of 377 amino acids. Lineage: Eukaryota; Metazoa; Chordata; Actinopteri; Kurtiformes; Apogonidae. Gene Ontology annotation, molecular function: cAMP binding; protein kinase A catalytic subunit binding; cAMP-dependent protein kinase inhibitor activity. The transcript is spliced from 11 exons.
UUUCUUCAGUUGACCCAUUUUAUUUUGGAAUUAAAGCUUUUAUUGUGAGGGACGUGCCCCGGAAAUAGUGUGCUCUGUGAAGAGAAACAAGAACAAGUAAAAGGAAAGCGUCAUUUAGUUAACUUUUGGAUCGUCUCUCCACCACACUUCCCUCUCUUCUUCACAAAGGUCCAAAAAAAAAAGAAAAGAAAAAUAUGGCAUCAUGCAGUGAGGAAGAGCAGCGUCUCAGAGAGUGUGAGCAGUAUGUCCAGAAGCACAACAUCCAGCAGCUGCUCAAAGACUGCAUCAUUCAACUUUGCACAUCCCGCCCUGACCGGCCCAUGGCCUUCCUCAGGGACUACUUUGACAGACUGGAGAAGGAGGAGACCCAGCAGUUGACGCUGCAGCAGAAGUCUGGUACGCUACGGUUAGACUCUCAUGAGGAUGAGGUGUCUCCACCUGUGAACCCUGUAGUGAGGGGUCGGAGCCGAAGAGGGGCUAUCAGUGCAGAGGUUUACACUGAGGAAGACGCUGCCUCCUACGUCAGAAAAGUCAUCCCCAAAGACUAUAAGACCAUGGCUGCCCUGGCAAAAGCCAUGGAGAAAAACGUAUUGUUUGCACAUUUAGACGAUAAUGAGAGGAGUGACAUCUUUGAUGCAAUGUUUUCUGUCAACUACAUUGCAGGAGAAACAGUCAUCCAACAAGGUGAUGAGGGAGAUAACUUCUACGUGAUCGACCAGGGAGAAAUGGAUGUGUAUGUGAACAGUGAGUGGGUGACGAGUAUUGGUGAGGGAGGCAGUUUUGGGGAGCUCGCUCUGAUCUAUGGGACCCCACGAGCAGCCACGGUUCGAUCCAGGACCAACGUGAAACUGUGGGGCAUUGACAGAGACAGCUACAGGAGGAUACUGAUGGGGAGCACUUUGAGGAAGCGCAAGAUGUAUGAGGAGUUCCUCAGCAAGGUGUCCAUUUUAGAGUCUCUGGAUAAGUGGGAGCGUCUCACGGUGGCCGAUGCUCUAGAGACUGUGCAGUUUGAGGACGGACAGAAAAUUGUGGUGCAGGGAGAGCCUGGAGAUGAGUUUUUCAUCAUCUUGGAGGGGACAGCUGCUGUCCUUCAGAGGCGUUCAGAGGCUGAGGAGUUUGUGGAGGUUGGACAACUCGGACCAUCAGAUUAUUUUGGUGAGAUUGCCUUGCUGAUGAACCGGCCCCGGGCAGCCACCGUGGUUUCACGCGGGCCCCUCAAGUGUGUCAAACUAGACCGGCCGCGCUUUGAGCGAGUGCUCGGCCCCUGCUCGGAUAUCCUGAAGAGGAACAUCGAGCAGUACAACAGCUUCGUUUCGCUGUCUGUCUGAUGCGCCAGCUUCUCUCCACUAGUUAUCCUUAUUUUUCUGCUGCUUUCACAUCCCUUGCAUCACCUGUACAGCCUCUGAAGUUAGUGCACAAUUGAGCUGUCAAACACAGAAGUGAGGUUACAUUCUGAACCUCAGAUACCUGGACGCAAAGUCGGCAGGUAUUUUCAGUGGAUGUUUGGUAGACAUUGAAUGGUGCAUUUAUUCUGGGCUGAUGCUGUUUAUUCUUUUAAAACUAACAAAAAACUGUCAUCGGACUUUUGUUGGGGGAAGUGAGAGGAUGCUAACUCCCAGAUUCAUCAUCUCUGUAGCAAUCUACACCUGUAUUUUUGUCAUUUUAGAUAAGAGAAUGUGUUUAUCAAAUCCCAAUGGGAAUCUGUAAGCAAUCUGACUGUGACUUCACACUGUGACACUGGCUGUUAGCAUUCUCAGUCAGUUUCAGUGUAGUUUAUUGUCACUGCCAUAAAGACAAAAAGAUGACGUUGAACCACCCAACAAUUAGCAUCACACUCCCCAGUGCCCAGCCAGUGCAAAAGCUAAUCCAUAAAGUGCUCCUGCUUUAUUUUUUGGAAGUUUGUUUUCAGUGGAGCUGAGACUGAAGCAGGAAACAGCUCUUCAUCUCUAGACUUCAAAACACAUUUUGAGUCCAUUUUAACACAUCAUUCAUAGAAUCCCCAAUUCACUAUCUAAAUUGAUUAGCAUGUGUGCUUUGUAACAUCACUAAUGUCACUAAACUUAUAAUAUCCAUAUAUUUGAAACUGUAUGACCCCAUGUCUUUACUGUUACUGUGCUACAGAAUGUGUUUUCCAAUACUAACCAUUAAGAGUAAAUGAACUGGUGGUAAAGUGUCCAUUUUUCUCUACAUGUUUGAUGGUGUGAAUGCACAGUCGUGUGUUGACAGAUGAAUUUAUGCAGACUUUGUAUGAUUUAAAUUUUUGAACCAUUCACCAAAGGCAGUAUUUUCUGUUACAUAUUUAUUCUCUUACAGAGAUGCCUUCCUUAAGGAUUUACCUGGUCAUGAACUUUCUGAACUUUUGCGUUUGCAUGUCUGAAACAGAUAUGAUGGGGAAAAGACAAGGUAGUGAUCCUUUUUGUCUUGUCCUUCAUCGUUUUUGGGUGUUCCACCUCUGUUAGAGUUUUUUAUAUACACUGUUC